AUGUCGAUCGCGGAAUUGAACAGAAAGUUAGACUCGCUGGAGGAACAGAUCACGAAGAAAAAUAUAAGCGCGAUUACUUUUGCUCAGAAAAAGCUUGAAAACACCAACAAAUACGCAAACGUAGAUACCCUCUUCAAAGACAUCAGUCGACUAACCCAUCUGCUUGAUCUUUCUUGCUCCGAAAUCACGCCUGAGGCGAUGAACCAGCUUGCAGUCAGUAUCGAGCCCAUCGUUCAGCAAAUCGCGCCCUACAUGGACAAGGUUCAGUCACUUGAAAAAUACAGUCACCUUGGCGAACUGGAAAACAUGAUCGAAAAGAAGAAAGAUAUCCAGAAACUGGCGACGCUGAAUAGACUUCAAUACGAAAAAGCACAAAAUCUAGGUCAAAAUACUGGAAUUCUUCUGGCUCAUUACAACGCAAUCAUCGACAACUUGUCCCGCGACUUUGCUGUUUUAGAAGCCCAACUUUCAGAAGUCGAAGAUCUCAGUCCAUAA
Oikopleura dioica is the source of this 495-nucleotide messenger RNA. Lineage: Eukaryota; Metazoa; Chordata; Appendicularia; Copelata; Oikopleuridae. The record is from the annotation of a GenBank genome assembly.